AUGGAUAUUCAUUCAAAUAGAAAAAUUAAAAAGUGGGUGUAUUCAAUCAGAAUUCAAAGUCAAACUUGUUUAGAGAUCAGAAAAUAUAGAAAAAGAAAUUAUAUUUCAAUUGAUGAUACAACUCCUAUUUAUACUUUAGAUUGUCACUUUGCUAAAGAUGUAUAUACACCAAAAACAUAA
This is a messenger RNA of Dictyostelium purpureum, 180 nucleotides long. RefSeq lists its product as uncharacterized. Bases 1 to 180 code for a protein of 59 amino acids. The record is from RefSeq and is a predicted model, not a curated record. Lineage: Eukaryota; Evosea; Eumycetozoa; Dictyosteliales; Dictyosteliaceae. The transcript has 2 exons.